This is a messenger RNA of Sclerotinia sclerotiorum 1980 UF-70, 348 nucleotides long. RefSeq lists its product with no specific name. NCBI's taxonomy places the organism in Eukaryota, Fungi, Ascomycota, Leotiomycetes, Helotiales, Sclerotiniaceae. The transcript is spliced from 3 exons. The record is from RefSeq and is a predicted model, not a curated record. The coding region runs from base 1 to 348 and encodes 115 amino acids.
AUGUUCGCGGCCUCAAUUCGGGAUCUAGAACCCUGCUCGAACGUUGACAGGCAACCGUAUGGGGUGACAGUUCAUCAGGAUUUGAAAAGCGGAUUUCUGGAAGCUUUUUACGAAUUUGGGAAUCUUGUCUCAGGAAGUAAACUCAACCGGGACGUCUCUGUAAUUGGGUUGAUGUUGAGAUCGGUUCCUCGCAUGGAAAAUGUAUUCCUUGUCCUGAAGUUAUUAAUCGGCGCGAGGAGAUAUUGUGCCUCCAGGGCUGUUCGAAUAGGAGUCGUGACGGCGGAUUCAACCGUAAAAGAUAGUGAGUAUCGAAAAAACUCUGAUUCCAAUGAUGUAAUGAUCGAAUGA